AUGCCGGGAACUCACAGAGCGAGCUCCACACGCAUUUCCCAGUCCAUCACAAAGUCCCGCUCAUCUGAUCUGAACAAUGAGAAUUUACCGGUCACGAGUCCUUCACAACCUCCUCCUCACUUUUACGCAAAAGCAGAGGAGUAUUGGAAGCAUGUUCCACCAACGAUAGACGGAAUGCUUGGCGGAUACUCCUCCCUGAACGUUCCGGAUAUUGCGGAUUCGCAUGCUUUUUUGGAAGAAUUUGGACCAACGACAACAGCUUAUGCGCUGGACUGUGGGAGCGGAAUUGGACGGAUCACGAAGCAGCUUCUUUUGCCCCGGUUCACCUUUGUCGAUAUGGUAGAGGUGACGCAGGCUUUUUUGGACAAGGCAGAAGAUUACAUCGGUGAAGAUUUUGAAAACGUGGGAGAACUCUUUUGCGUUGGGUUGCAGGAGUUCAUACCGCCUCGCGGCCGGUACGAUCUUAUUUGGAUCCAGUGGGUUAUCGGACACCUUACCGAUUUAACUCUGGUCGAGUUUCUCAAACGGUGCAUAA
Molecule: messenger RNA, 535 nt
Organism: Dicrocoelium dendriticum
Lineage: Eukaryota; Metazoa; Platyhelminthes; Trematoda; Plagiorchiida; Dicrocoeliidae
Source: the annotation of a GenBank genome assembly